Penicillium malachiteum is the source of this 933-nucleotide messenger RNA. RefSeq lists its product as uncharacterized. Bases 1 to 933 code for a protein of 310 amino acids. The transcript has a single exon. The record is from RefSeq and is a predicted model, not a curated record. Lineage: Eukaryota; Fungi; Ascomycota; Eurotiomycetes; Eurotiales; Aspergillaceae.
AUGUUCAAAUCUAAACCCAGUGAUAAGUCAGUCUCAGACUGCGGGUCUCCCGAUGAGAUGCCUGCUUUCAAGAGGCACGACAAGGUGCUGCAGCAAAUUUUUUUAACCGACUUGACCGAGAAAGACAAAAACAACCUUGUCUGUAAGGAGCUAGACAAAUACAUUAAGAAUGGAAUUGAGAUUAAAACUUGGACUCCAUCUCUUGAACUACUCAGCUCUAUCUCCAAGCAAGGCCCAUAUCGUGACAGCCAGGCAAAUAUCUAUGCUCUUGCGAUGCUUGCUCUGAAAUCUGGCUUGGAAUUUGGAUCCGCUGGCACAUCCUUCCUCGUGGCUGAUGAUCUCACCAAACGUAUUCUCCAGCGAACUCUCAUACCUAUUGAAAGCAAGAAAGAUAUUGUGGUCAUGGUCACUGUUCGCACAGAACCUCGCAAGACAACCAUGAGGUCGAUUGACGACGAUUUCUACGUGAAUCAUGAUUCAGAAUCAGAAUUUCGACUUGGCAAGGUGUCAUACAAGCCACGCCCAGAGCCUGACACGAACAAAGAUGGCAUUCGGGUGGUUGUCACUCGCUUCCAACGCCAGACCUUCCAACAGUUAGCAAUGCAAUGGAAGGGAGAGGAUCAGAGAGCGGAUCACUCGGUUGGUAAUACCGGGUAUGCAGCAGAUGCUGAAUAUGAGAACUCCCACUUUGGCAGGCUGCCGGCUCUCCUGAACAAAUAUCAAGCUGGCAACAGUCACCAUUAUUUUCAAGAAUAUGAAGGGAGUGGAUUUGAUGAGUACGACUGCGUCAAUAACUUGCGUGCUAGUAUGGUACUCCGUGAUCCGAAUGCAGCUCCCUUUACGACUCAACACAUUGUGUCAGAUUUGCGAGAUUGCCCGCGGGAGAGAUCUAUAAAAAAUAUUGUCAGUCGUGGCAUGACGACUCCCACCUGA